AUGAGCCUCGUUCAGCCUCGUGCCAAGACACCUCGCGAGCCAAGUACCGAGGAUUCCUCCAGCCCUUGCGCGGGUGAGAAGGAUAAGGUUUCUGCGCAACGGCGUCCAUGGACCAUAGCUUGGACAAGGCGGCGCGGCGGACUCGACAAGAGCAAAGAGGACUUGACUUGGUGGUCUAGGGCAAGGAACAACGCACGGCGGCGUGACGACUGGGUGACUACUGCAUGGCCCAUCCGUUGGCGACCGACAACGUUCCAUGUUCCUUCAGCCCCAGACAGCGGUCGACUUGCGAUUUUUGCCAUCCCCCGAUGGGCUAGGCUCAUCCCUCUCCGUCCACCCCUUGCUCCCCAUUCCCUGGCCCACUUUUCUUGCCAGGAUCCCGAAACCCAUGCAACCACUUCCAACUCACCAACUCGCCCCACUUGCUCACUCGCCAGCUGGUCCGAUGGACUCCAUUUGCCAGCCAGUGCUUUGGCACAAGGUCUGUCGACGAGUUUCGACGCCUGGGCUUCGAUUGCCUCCGUUCGAUUCAAUCAAUCCCUCGCCUCCAUUGCCAGUCGGUCGGACCUCAUCUCAACGCCUCCCUCGACCGUUAACCGUGGCUGGAUCCGGAAAUCCCCGUCUGCUUGUUCCCGACCGACGCCGAUCCUGUCGACAUUUUUCACGCGACGAGUACUCUUCAAAUCCCUCGAUCCAAGGCUGUUUCAAAAAUAUUCUGCUCUCGAUAUCCCCAACGACCUUCUCGUGGGGCUCGCGUCACCAUCCGACGACAAGCGGCUGAGUGCCGCUGGCCCUGCUCGAUUCCGGGCAACCGAGUCCCGACGAAACGGAUACGCAGUCGACGGAUUGCGCCCUAACCACGCCGCCAUGCGCUCUGGGGAUGGAAAUGCAAGGUCUGGGAGCAGGCGUUCCGCCGGAGGGUCCAUACGCCUGCUGGAGGACGACGACUACGAUUUGACGGCUCAUGCCGUCUCGGACGGGUUUCGUCCAACGGCCUCGAAUGGCGCUGGUGUCGAUGGUGCCGAUGGUGCCGACGAUGCUAACGGUGCUGCGUCGAUUUCAACCCCCUCGUCACAGGUCCCGCGAUUUCAAUAUCCAGGUCUUCCUCGUUCGCCGCCGCCUGUCGGCCCGUCUCCUCUGAAAACGUUUGAUCAUCGGCCAUCAAGCAUGUCGAAACCUCCACGUCACCACGACUCCCUGACUCUACGGAAUGACGGCUUGGUUCAGUCUCGGCCCAGCGAGCCAUGCUCCUCUUCGAGCAGCUCAAUGCAAAGUGAUGCUCCGUACCAUGGCUCUGUUCAUCCAUCUCAUCCUUAUCAGAUGUAUCCUCAGAGGACGUGUAGCAACGCCACGUCCUCGACGGAACGUUUGACUAGCGAGGAUGCCUACAGCGGACGACGGGAACCUGCCCACCCGUACGCAAUGUACGCCCAGGACACCGCUUCCCACCGAGACCCAAGCCGGCAGCCCAUGCUCGUCGGGUUCAACGGCAUGGGGGAUGGGUACCGCAGACAACUCGGACCCGACGGCGAGGAAGCCGGAGACUUGAUAGGACCCCUCGGUCACAUGGAAGAACUUCCACCGUACACAAGAUACCCCCAAGAAGCAUUCGCCGACAAGCCGACGACCGAACCAAUCGACCACCUCACGGUGUCGACAGUCACUGACAGAAACUCAACUGCAGCUCCGGGAGCGGAUCGUAUAUCGCCCACUGACCCGAUUCCUGGCGCCGGAGGCAUCGGCCUCGCCACGCGGAAUCCUGAAUUUUCCUCCACGGAGGAUUUGGCGAGCCUGCCUCUCAGGGCUAGUUCCAUUCGCAGUGCAACUUCCGACGGAAGCCAGCAUGACAUCAAUGGCGCAGCCCGGGACUUUGCUGAAAAACCCACACAGAGCAAGUGGCAGCGAAGGGCGCGGAAGAGGCUGUGCGGAAUCGUGCCGUACUGGGUGAUAUGUUUGCUGCUGUCUGGCAUUGUUAUUCUGGGAGUCGUCAUGGGAACCGUCAUCGGGACCAUGGUCACGAGACACAGUGGUUCGCCAACCCCCAGUGACCGAUCAUUCGCAAAACCACCCGUCACAAACAGUGUUGAAUUCUUGGCCAGCAAGCCUCCAGACCUCCCGGCUUUGGCCACUGGUUGCUACGCCUUGCCUCCCUUGGAAAAAUACCAGGUACCCAAAGCUUGCAUCAAGGACUCUUCCCAAACACCGGCUUGGAGUUGCGACAUGCCGUUCCGCUGGUAUUCGAUGAAUGUCAGCAACCAGGACAACCAGCCAGACUUUUCCAACUAUGCCCUGAAACUGGCCCCGUUCGACGCCAGAGUGUCCAAGUUUAUCUGGGGCUCGCAGCCACCCGAGAUUCCCGAAUUCAAAACCCUCCGUCUUGUCAAGGACAUGGAAGAAGCAAACCGCGGGCCAGCCUGGUACCUCGAGGUCGACUACAACAAGACCGUCAUGGUGCGGGAAGGCCAGCUCAAGCCUGCCAGCACUGGAGCCUCCAAGAGGAACUGGGAGGCGCUCAGCAGCCCGGUCCCGGGAUUCGACAAAUCCCGCUAUCUCAGGAAGGGCUUCGCAGCCGCCGACGGGGACAAACCCUGGAUCUGCACCUGGCCGAGGAUCAAGCUCCAGGUCUUCAUCUAUCCCAACCAGACCUUCACCCCGCCCAGAACCAGCUCGGCGUCUGGAUCCGUAGCCACAGGCUCACCGUCAUCAACAGACGGGCCGUCUCCGCCCAGGAAGGAGCCCUACCCCAAGCUGGUGAAAUUCGUCGAGCGUCGACCGGACGGCCUCGCCGCCUCCGCGCCCGCGACGUGCACUCAGUAUCAAAUCGUCAACAACGGCCAGGACAAGGUCCCUAUUCUCGACGACAACGGGCGUCCCGUCGUCAUCAAGAUCAGCGAAGUCGGCCAGAGCUCCAAAGAUGCCGUCACGCGACGCCAAGUCAACCCGGGCGCCGGGCUCCUUUCGUCCCUGCAAGACAGAGACGUGGAGCUGACGCCUUGCGGAUGCGUCUCAUUCUCCUGGUCUGUGUAA
Messenger RNA from Ustilaginoidea virens, 3027 nucleotides. RefSeq lists its product as uncharacterized. The record is from RefSeq and is a predicted model, not a curated record. The coding region runs from base 1 to 3027 and encodes 1008 amino acids. NCBI's taxonomy places the organism in Eukaryota, Fungi, Ascomycota, Sordariomycetes, Hypocreales, Clavicipitaceae. The transcript is spliced from 5 exons.